Mugil cephalus (flathead mullet) is the source of this 2555-nucleotide messenger RNA. It is a transcript of the gene slc22a6l, whose product is annotated as solute carrier family 22 member 6, like. The transcript is spliced from 11 exons. The coding region runs from base 499 to 2172 and encodes 557 amino acids. Gene Ontology annotation, molecular function: transmembrane transporter activity. Gene Ontology annotation, biological process: transmembrane transport. NCBI's taxonomy places the organism in Eukaryota, Metazoa, Chordata, Actinopteri, Mugiliformes, Mugilidae. Gene Ontology annotation, cellular component: membrane. The record is from RefSeq and is a predicted model, not a curated record.
GUGUCUCAGUGCAAAGAAGGAAAGGAGCAGAGUACCCAUGCUGAUGCUAGAGCUCACACUGAAAUACUGAAACAAGGCAUUGUUCCCGCACAGCAAGGACUUAGCAUUCUACCUCAGUGUUCAGACAACGAGCUGCUAAUCCUCAAGAGGUUACGCUGCACUUCAAAUAAUUUCAGAAAAGCCGUUGGAAUUUGAGAGCCGAUUACUCAUUUUUACACGUUGCAAGAACAAGACGACUUUCAGUCUUUUGGAUUUUUGAGCUUUUUAACAAUUUCCUGGGACACUUUGCAUUGAUGCCAUCAUAUGUUAGCUAUUUGAAGGUGCUACACUUGUAAAUUUUUUACAAAUUUAAUGUAAUGAGAGACGACUAAUUCAACGGGUGCUGGAACAACAAACUUGUUUUUACACAUAACAUUGUUCUAAAACAAGCUGGGAAGCAAUAAAAUAAUUCAGUGCCAUUAACGGUAAGUCACACUGUGACUUGGCUUGCAAAAAAAUAUGCCGUUUGGUGACCUCCUUGAACAGGUGGGCAGUUCAGGACGCUUCCAGGUCAUGCAUGUGACUCUCCUCUGCAUACCUGUCCUGAUGAUGGCCAGUCACAACCUGCUGCAGAACUUUGUGGCUGCUGUGCCUCCUCACCACUGCAGCGCUCACUCAAAUCUCUCUCAGACCCAGCUGAGCCAAGAGGAAAGAUUGCUGAUCACUGUACCUCUAGACCAAACAGGGAAACCACACAAGUGCCAGCGUUAUGCUACUCCACAGUGGCACCUCCUGGACAAGAAUGGGACGUCCAAUUCACUGGCAGAGGGAGAUAGCUUGGACCUGCAGGGAUGUACAGAUGGAUGGUCCUAUAACAUGACUGAGAUGAGCUCCACAAUCAUAUCUGACUGGCAUUUGGUGUGUGACAUGCGCUCGUUGAAGCAAAUGGGGCAAACCAUUUACAUGGGAGGUGUGCUUGUGGGAGCCGUUGUCUUUGGUGGCCUUUCAGACAGAUAUGGUCGACGGAUACUCCUGCUCAUUUCUAACCUGCUGAUGGCUGUGUCAGGAACCUGUGCUGCUUUCUCGACCUCCUUCCCCCUCUUCUGCCUGUUCCGCUUUGGUUGUGGCAUGGCUUUGUCUGGCUUGGGACUCAACACCUUCUCACUCAUUGUAGAGUGGAUCCCCACUCGUGUGCGAACUGUGGUGGGGACAAUAACAGGCUACUGUUACACAGUGGGACAGCUAAUCCUCGCAGUCAUAGCAUACUUCAUUCGGGACUGGAGGUGGUUGACUCUGGCAGUGUCUUUGCCCUUCUAUGUCUUUUUCCUUUAUUCAUGGUGGUUUCAUGAAUCUUCAAGAUGGUUAGCCCUAAAUAAUAAAUCUGACCAAGCUGUCAAGACGCUCAAAAGUGUGGCUAAAUUUAACAAACGACACGAAGAGGGAGAAAAAAUUGACAUUCAAAUGCUACAGGAGUCCAUGAAGAAAGAGAUGUCCUGUACGCAGGGCUCCUACUCUGCCCUGGAUCUGUUCCGCACAACCAGAAUGAGGAUUAUGACACUCAGCCUCAGUGCUGUCUGGUUAUCAACCAGCUUUGCCUACUAUGGUCUUUCUAUGGAUCUGCAAAAGUUUGGGGUUGACAUCUACUUAAUACAAGUGAUUUUUGGAGCAGUUGACAUCCCUGCUAAAGUGGUUGUAACCAUAUCCAUGAGCUUCAUUGGACGCAGACCAUCACAGUGUGGUGCUCUCAUUGUCGCUGGAGUCACUAUUCUAAUCAAUGUGCUGGUACCUUAUGAUAAACAAACAAUACGGACCUGUCUGGCAGUAGUGGGUAAAGGUUGUCUUGCUGCAUCCUUUAAUUGCUGCUACCUUUACUCUGGAGAACUGUUCCCAACCAUCAUCCGUCAGAGUGGCAUGGGAUGGGUGUCAAUGAUGGCUCGUAUUGGGGCUAUGAUAGCCCCUAUGGUGCUCCUUGUGGGGGACUACAUACCUUGGCUACCAGGUUUAAUCUAUGGAGGAGCUCCAAUCCUCAGCGGGGUGGCGGCCAUAUUUCUUCCAGAAACUCUUGGCUCACCGCUUCCUGACACAGUACAAGAUGUGGAGGAAAGGGGAUCUGGAAAACGCUCUAAAAUGUCACCAAAUGAAGCCACAAUCUUGCAAGAUACCCAAGCAAAUGACAUAAAACCGGCUGCCUGAGGGCAUUUGUAUUGUUUUCUUAAUAUUUGUACUGACAAGUUAAUGAAAGUAGAGAGGCUACUGCUUAUUUGAUUUCAGAGAUUAUAAACAGUAUAUCUGGUCUCAUGUCUCAAGCUGAAGAAAUGGAGUUGAAUUGUUAUUUUCUAGACAGGUCAACAGAAUGAAAUGAAUGUUGCACACAAUCAGACCUAGGUUUACUUCAGAUACAGUAGCUUUAACCAUUUCAGCCUUUGUGACCAUUAAGUUUUAUAUUUGAAAUAUUUGUAUAGAAUAAUUCCUAUAUUUAAGCCUUAGCUUUGUGUUUUUAUGACAUCUUAUAGCUAUAUGCAACCAUUUGUAAAGAAAUAUAUUUUCAAUAAAAUCAACACUCAUUCUUGUUCCUA